AUGAAACCCAGUACUGGAGUAAAGGUACUUAGUUACUUUCCAUCUCUGCACAGCGAUAGGCUGAAGCUGGCACCAAAGAAAGCAAAGAAGAGAGCGGAGGGAGGGGGCUCCAACGUGUUCUCCAUGUUCGAGCAGGCCCAGAUCCAGGAGUUCAAAGAGGCUUUCACCAUCAUGGACCAAAACAGAGACGGCUUCAUCGACAAGAACGACCUCAGAGACACGUUCGCAGCUUUAGGACGUGUGAACGUCAAGCAGGAAGAGAUUGACGAGAUGCUGAAGGAGGCGCCAGGACCCAUUAAUUUCACCGUCUUUCUCACCAUGUUUGGAGAGAAACUAAAAGGUGCCGACGCGGAGGAGACCAUCCUCAACGCUUUCAAAGUGUUUGAUCCGGAGGGGAAAGGCACGCUCAGGAAAGACUACGUGACGGAGAUGUUGACGACCCAGGCCGACAGGUUUUCCCCUGAAGAGCUGGAACAGAUGUUUGCAGCGUUCCCUCCAGAUGUAGCAGGAAACCUGGACUACAAGAACCUGGUGUACGUCAUCACGCACGGUGAAGAGAAGGACCAGGAAUAGAUCCUCAGACUUAAAC
Messenger RNA from Cottoperca gobio, 589 nucleotides. RefSeq names its product myosin, light chain 2b, regulatory, cardiac, slow (gene myl2b). The record is from RefSeq and is a predicted model, not a curated record. Gene Ontology annotation, molecular function: calcium ion binding. Lineage: Eukaryota; Metazoa; Chordata; Actinopteri; Perciformes; Bovichtidae. The transcript is spliced from 7 exons. The coding region runs from base 1 to 573 and encodes 190 amino acids.